AUGGCGACGCCAGCGGUAGUUCGCGACAACUUUGUCUACAACGACGCGUUCUUUGCCCAGGUGGAUGAGAACAAGCGACACCCGCGUGCCUCGGUCGCCGAAUUGACCCUUCUUCUACGACCCGAGACCAGCUCCACUCCACCAGCCAAGGAUCAAGUCGGCCACUGGUACCAAGCUCAACUCGUACGCUAUGGAUUGCAACCCAGCAAAGACAAAAACACUGCAAAGGUCCGCCUUCUCCAAGCCAUCAAUGCCAACACACUUUCUGUACCCGCCCACGUUACCAAGCUUGAGAAGGAUAUGAAGAAGGAGUUCACUGCUGCCGUAAAGAAGACCAAAAUUUCCGAGAAGGCUCCCACUGCUCCAGCCAAGAGCAAGAAGAGAACACAUGAAGAGGCCACAACAAACACAAAGAUCACCUUGACCGUUGGUGGAGUCUCGAUCACUGUCGACCAGCAGACUGCUGCAUCGAUCACCUCCGCUGUAGCUGAUGCUGUUCCGGCCGCAAAGAAGACUAAAGUCGUCAAGAAUAGUGCUGCUAUCUCAAAGGCAAAGCUGGACAAGAAUGAUGCACCUACGGUCAAACCCAAGAAGUCUGCUCAGAACGCCGAGUCCACCAAAUUCAAACCAUCGGCGACUAUCAACAAGCCAGCAAAGGAGAAUACCCCAGCUAAACUGCAAACCGAAUCUGCAGAGGUCAAGCCACAAAAGAAAGAUGCACCAGCCAAGGCAAAGGCAAUCCCUAAGCCCAAGGACCCUCCAGCAGCGGCCAAACCAAAAGCAGAGCUCGAACCCAAGAAGCCAGCUGAGAGAAAUACAAGUGAAGCUCCUUCUCAGUCCGACAAAAUUAUCAACGGCACCUAUCUUCUCCAUCUGAGAUCCCAUUCUCCCGCCAAUGUUCCCGAGUUCAACGGACCGCCUCGUAUCUCUAUCCAUCACAAUAUCCACACGGACAAACUCUGGGGACAUUUCGUCAUCGGACCGAAGACUGGUGUGAUUCGCGUUGAUGAGUUCUGUCUCGACGGCCCUCGCACCUGCAGCUUCAACUGGCGUGCCCGUGAUAUGGGUAGCGGGCAGUUGCGUUUCGGACGUGGCUGUGAGGGUGUGAUGGAAUUUGGUAUCCACGGCGUCGACAAAGGUACCUUCUAUCGCUUGUUCGACGGCAUCGAUGUGGAUUUUGGCACGAGCAAUAUUGCUAGAGACACUCAGAUGGACUGGCCUGAAUGGAUGGAUCAGUGGGAACACUACGUGAAGGAAGCUUACAAUCGCUAA
This is a messenger RNA of Aureobasidium namibiae CBS 147.97, 1272 nucleotides long. RefSeq lists its product as uncharacterized. NCBI's taxonomy places the organism in Eukaryota, Fungi, Ascomycota, Dothideomycetes, Dothideales, Saccotheciaceae. The transcript is spliced from 2 exons. The coding region runs from base 1 to 1272 and encodes 423 amino acids. The record is from RefSeq and is a predicted model, not a curated record.